AUGAACAUUCAAAGCAACAACCCUCAGGACCUCAGCAAUAAUAUAGUGUCUAAACAGGUUUACUACGCCCAUCCUCCAUCAACGAUAGAUCCGAAUGAUCCCGUGCAGAUAUCAUUCCCCACCACCGAGGUAGUUGGGCAUGGCUCUUUUGGAGUGGUAUUCGCCACUGUUAUUCAAGAGACGAGUGAGAAAGUUGCCAUUAAAAAAGUUCUUCAGGACAAACGCUUUAAGAAUAGAGAAUUGGAAAUAAUGAAAAUGCUCAAUCAUGUAAAUAUAAUAGACCUAAAAUACUUCUUCUAUGAAAGGGAUUCUCAGGAUGAGAUCUAUUUGAAUUUGAUUUUGGAGUACAUGCCACAAUCUUUGUACCAAAGAUUACGUCAUUUUGUCCAUCAACGCACGCCGAUGUCAAGAUUAGAAAUAAAAUACUACAUGUUCCAAUUGUUCAAGUCAUUGAACUAUCUACAUUAUUUCGCUAACGUUUGUCAUAGAGAUAUCAAACCACAAAAUUUAUUGGUAGAUCCUGAAACUUGGUCUCUAAGACUGUGUGAUUUCGGCAGCGCAAAGCAACUGAAACCUACCGAACCUAAUGUUUCCUAUAUUUGCUCGCGGUAUUAUAGGGCGCCGGAGCUGAUCUUUGGUGCCACUAAUUACACCAACCAAAUCGAUAUAUGGUCUUCUGGCUGUGUAAUGGCGGAAUUAUUAUUAGGCCAACCGAUGUUCCCCGGCGAAAGUGGCAUAGACCAACUGGUGGAAAUUAUCAAGAUCUUAGGCACCCCAUCAAAGCAAGAAAUUUGCUCCAUGAAUCCGAAUUAUAUGGAGCAUAAGUUUCCCCAAAUCAAACCAAUACCAUUGUCACGUGUGUUCAAGAAAGAAGAUGAUCAAACUGUGGAAUUUUUGACUGACGUCUUAAAAUAUGAUCCCUCGGAAAGAUUCAAUGCUUUACAAUGCUUAUGUAGCCCCUACUUCGAUGAACUUAAACUUGAUGACGGUAAAAUAAAUCAAAUUACCACUGAUUUAAAACUGCUGGAGUUUGAUGACAAUGUCGAAUUAGGACAUUUAUCACCUGAUGAAUUAUCUUCUGUAAAAAGAAAGUUAUUUCCCAAGACCAAGUAG
Molecule: messenger RNA, 1113 nt
Organism: Saccharomyces kudriavzevii IFO 1802
Lineage: Eukaryota; Fungi; Ascomycota; Saccharomycetes; Saccharomycetales; Saccharomycetaceae
Gene: RIM11
Product: serine/threonine protein kinase RIM11
Exons: 1
Coding region: 1-1113 (370 amino acids)
Biological process (GO): signal transduction; protein phosphorylation
Cellular component (GO): cytoplasm
Molecular function (GO): protein serine/threonine/tyrosine kinase activity; protein serine/threonine kinase activity; ATP binding
Source: RefSeq, a predicted model, not a curated record